AUGGUUGAUACUGAACAGAUUCCUCGAUGGCAUCAAAAUACAUCAAAUUCAAUUAUGAUAAAUGAUGAUCAUCAUGGUAGUCAACGAGACAAAGUCCAUGUUCGUGAAAAUGAUAGUACUAAAACUAUCACCACUAAUCGUCGUUCCCCAAUAACAACAUCAAAAACUUACAAUAAUAAUUCGAUCACAUCAUUAGCACCAACAGCUAUUUUAUUCGCUAAAGAUGAGAGAAAACGUUUAUCAGCUUAUGAAAAAUUAUUGUAUGAUUCACAGCAUGACACGCGAUGGAAAGCAGAAGAGAAAGCUGGUAGAAGAAUUGGUUUUUAUUUAAUUAGAGGCGAUAUUGGACUAGGAAAUUUUUCUCGUGUAAAACUUGGUGUACAUUUGUUAGCAAAAGAAAAGGUUGCUAUUAAAAUAUUAAAUAAAAUAAAAUUAGAUGAACGAACACAACGUUUAUUAUUAAGAGAAAUAACUUCCAUGGAACGUUUACAUCAUCCAAACAUUAUUCGACUCUAUGAGGUUAUUGAAACACCGAGUGAUAUCUACAUAGUAAUAGAAUAUGCAUCUGGUGGUGAAGUUUAUACAAAAAUAACGACAAAUGGAAAAUUUACAGAAGAUGAAUCAAAACAUUUGUAUUCGCAAAUAGUUGCUGCUGUUGAACAUUUACACAAUAAAGGUGUUAUCCAUCGUGAUAUCAAAGCAGAAAAUGUCUUUUUUGCUCGAGAACGUUUAGUUAAAUUGGGCGAUUUUGGGUUUAGUACAUUUUCCGAGAAAAACCAGACAUUAACAACAUUUUGUGGUAGUCCACCGUAUGCAGCUCCUGAGUUAUUUCGCGAUGAAAACUACAUUGGUAUCUACGUCGAUAUUUGGGCCAUGGGGAUUUUAUUAUAUUUUAUGGUGACAGGUUUAAUGCCAUUUCGGGCAGAAAAUGUUGGUAGUUUACUGCAACCGGAGCCUACUCAACGUUGGACAAUUGCACAAAUUCGAACGUGUCCUUGGCUAAAAGAUGCAUUUUUUCCAGAAGCAUUCGAGGAAUUUCCGCUUAAUUUGUCAAAUGUUUGGACAACAAAUCAAAAGAGAAUGAAUUUAACGGCACAAAAUACAACAAUUCCACGUGAAUUACAACAUCAGUCAGCCUUCGAAUAUGAAGCACACUCACAACUAGAAGAAAUGGGUAUAUCAUCGAAUGUUUUUCGAACAAUGGAAAAUAAUGUAAUGACAAAUCGUGAUAGUGUGAAUGGUACAUAUCGUAUCAUUUUACAUCGUCUACAGAAACUGUCAGGUCAUUUGGAAUGUCAAGAAGAUCGGUUAUUGAGUGAAGAUUUGUCAUCAUCGUCUAUGAAUGUUAAUGGACGCAAUUCCACCAGUAAUAAUCGUAGUACAACAAGACGAGUAAGCACCGCUGGUAGUGGACGACGGACAAGCAGUGCGAAACGACGAACACAAUAUAAAAACACCAAAGUUUGUACAGUUUUAUAA
Molecule: messenger RNA, 1479 nt
Organism: Didymodactylos carnosus
Lineage: Eukaryota; Metazoa; Rotifera; Eurotatoria; Philodinida; Philodinidae
Source: the annotation of a GenBank genome assembly